This is a messenger RNA of Rhipicephalus sanguineus (brown dog tick), 612 nucleotides long. RefSeq lists its product as uncharacterized. The coding region runs from base 33 to 446 and encodes 137 amino acids. Lineage: Eukaryota; Metazoa; Arthropoda; Arachnida; Ixodida; Ixodidae. The record is from RefSeq and is a predicted model, not a curated record. The transcript is spliced from 4 exons.
ACACGGCAACCUUGCUACAGGCUGUGGCAACGAUGCAAGACACCGUCGCCUACUUCAGCUCGGUCGACGAUCCCAGCGAGAAGUGCAUGACAGCCGAGCGUCCAGUGUUCAUCCCUGAGGAGGACAAAGCCGUCUUCACUUUUCACUACCAGAGCCAGGACGGCGGUUAUAAGGUCGACUACUGCGUCAAUAUUACCGCUUCCGAAUCUGGAAACUUUCCCUUCGGUCCUUGCGGAGACACCGAGUCACAUGGCACGGCUCAGAUGCUCUUCUUUGACGGUCACAGCUGCUUCGGGGGCAUAUUUCCCCUCUCCGGCACUCAGCAAUGUAUCAUAUGGGUAAAGGUAGACUCCAAGGAAUCUGUGUCGGACGAGUGCCUGCAAUACUAUGACAACGAAUGUGGCCCAGAAAAAUACAAGCUGUACGAUAGCCAGCGGUGCACGUAACCCUGUUCGUCACGUUACAUCACCUUCAACACGCUUUGCGCACUGUGGCACUUACAUCUGCGGUUCGGUUUGUUUCUGUGUGCUUGAAUGUAAAACGAUUUCAGAUUUAGUCGGCGCUACGUGGUCAUUCUAUUCGCAUGAAAUUAUACCAAUACCGGGCGAAAUA